AAGGACGACAUCAAACGGUCUGACCACCAUCCAUAUCGAUAGCAUUUCCAGUUGCCGGAGCCUUGGGUUCAGUCGGGCAUGGACUAAGAGCAAGCGGAGACGUUCGGGAGCCGGAUCAAAGCGAAUUCCAGCGUCGGUAGAUCAACAGUCGGGCAAUUUCAAGAAGAUGGGAAAUGAAGGGAGGAGAUUGGGAUACCAGCGGGGACGGGUGAGCCUUUUCAACGCGGUGGAAAGAGCGUAUGAUAAGGCAAUCAUGAUCAUAUUCUUUGAGGGAAUUCGUACGGUCAGUACAAUAUGGGUUUCAUGGCAGCUGGAAGAACGUCUCUAGUUUUUCUCGAAGCUUGAGGAUUUGGAAAAAAAGAUAUGGCGCUGCUUCACAAGCUUCCACUGCUAUGAGUUACGUGUGAGAAUGUGGUCUGGAAUAAUGUGCGGCACGUUCCUUGCGGGAGCUUUGCAAACUCGUUCAUGCGCUGACGAGUUUGAUAUUGCUAUCAUUUUAAUAGCAUGCUGGCAAGGUUUCAUAAUCGUCAAAGAAUUACCUGCUCAGCGCCACAACAAAUUUCUGAACGUUCGUGUAAAGAAUGAAAGCAGAUUGGGACCUCAUCCAAAAUCAAACACACCAAGGCAUGAAGGCAAAUGCAAAGUUGUACCUGAUGCUCGAGGCCAACAUCCACGCCCAGCAGUCGAACGACGUCCCACGUUCCCAAGUAGGACUAGUGAAUCACAUACGUUUCAGCGCACACUGUGCUGUGAUGGCAGGAAGGGGCCGUGCGAGAUGCUUGGCAUCAACUUCAUGCCAUUGACGGAACUUCAAUUGAGCCUCAUGCAUAUCACCAGAAGUGGGUCUGGCAAUUUUCUUCAAUGGAUCAGAUUAUCUGGGACACGUGAUUUCAAUUUCUCGCUGUCCUUGGUUGUUCAACUCGCUCACUGUUCGUUGCGCGCACCUGUAGAUGGGAGGGCUCCACUGCGCUGGCACAGUGAUCGACUCAGGGAGGCAUGCUCGCUCCAUCCCGUCUUGGACAUGACGAAAGGCCCUCGAAGGGGAUCAUUUUCACGAGGGGUCCAGCAAGCCUGCACUGUACCAUUACAUUGAUGGCAACGAAUGGUUCAAUCGAUGGUUCAGAUUACACACUUCCAUUACCUGUAGCCAAUGCUACCGCCCCCGAUCUCUGCUAUGAUUGAGAAUCUGCUAGUUCGCAGGGGAAGAAUAACUAUAUGUUGCAAGAUGGUAUAUGGAGGGCUUU
Molecule: messenger RNA, 1244 nt
Organism: Aaosphaeria arxii CBS 175.79
Lineage: Eukaryota; Fungi; Ascomycota; Dothideomycetes; Pleosporales
Exons: 1
Coding region: 410-1093 (227 amino acids)
Source: RefSeq, a predicted model, not a curated record